Molecule: messenger RNA, 3624 nt
Organism: Macaca mulatta (Rhesus monkey)
Lineage: Eukaryota; Metazoa; Chordata; Mammalia; Primates; Cercopithecidae
Gene: TMEFF2
Product: transmembrane protein with EGF like and two follistatin like domains 2
Molecular function (GO): protein binding
Source: RefSeq, a predicted model, not a curated record
AGGUGGACACACGAAUAGGCUACGGGCUGGAGAGGAGCGGGUGACGGAGAGAGGGAUUCAAACCUGCGGCCGCUUGGGCUGGGUCGGAGCUGCGGGGGGCCUGGGUGGAGAGAGGGGAGAAGAGAGAAGGAAGGAGAGCGCCUGCCGGGACGGCUGAGCUGGCUCGGGGAGCAGCCUUGGGGUUGCAGGCUCUUGUGGGAGAUGCUGCUGCUGCUUCCAGGCCGGCCAGAGCGGUUCUAACACCCUCGCCUCUCACCCUCUCCUCCCUGCAAAUCUCUAGAAAAACGUUCCUGGCCUCUCCGCCGCGACAUUCUCAGCCUGCAUCUCCCUACAGUCUAGGCGGCGCGCUCCCGCACGCUGGAGCACUGGGCGCCAGCGGGACGCCCUCUCCCGCGCCGGCUCGCCCCUCUCUGCCCUGCUGCUGCUGCUCCUAUGACACCUCCGCCCCCACCAUCUCCAGCUCGGAGAGACGCCUCCCAGCCGCGGCCGGCGCUCGCUGCCCCGGGUCACGCGCGGAAGAGAGGCGCUAGUCCGCACCCUGCCCUCGGUAGGGGGCGUCCUGGAGCGGAGAGUGAGGCUAGUGGUAUAUGAGUAUGCGGGUAGCCCACCAUGAAGCCCGAGCUUCUGACUUGAGCCAGCCCCGCCUAGCCCCACUCGGGCCGGCGCCCGGCGAGCGAGCCCAUCUGUGGCUUCCGCGGCCGCCUCCUCCUUGCAUCCUUGCACCUCCUCGUCGACCCCUCCCUCCCGGGACCUGCAUCCUGCUCCACCAAUCAGAGUCCGACUGUCUCUUCCCACGUGACCCCGGGCGGGCUGAGGACCUGCUGCUUCCCAAACGCCAGAGGGAUGCGGGCGGCAGAGCUUGAUAGGCGGCUGCCGGGCUGCGGGGCGCCUUGACUCUCCCUCCACCCUGCCUCCUCGGGCUCCUCUCCUCUGCCCCUGGACUCCCAUCUCCUCCUGUCCCCCGGCUUCCCAGAGUUCCCUCCUUAUGGCAGCAGCUUCCCGCGUCUCCGGCGCAGCUUCUCAGCAGACGACCCUCUCGCUCCCGGGGCUGAGCCCAGUCCCUGGAUGUUGCUGAAACUCUCGAGAUCAUGCGCGGGUUUGGCUGCUGCUUCCCGGCCGGGUGCCACUGCCACCGCCGCCGCUUCUGCUGCCGCCGUCCGCGGGAUGCUCAGUAGUCCGCUGCCCGGCCCCCGCGAUCCUGUGUUCCUCGGAAGCCGUUUGCUGCUGCAGAGUUGCGCGAACUAGUCAUGGUGCUGUGGGAGUCCCCGCGGCAGUGCAGCAGCUGGACACUUUGCGAGGGCUUUUGCUGGCUGCUGCUGCUGCCCGUCAUGCUACUCAUCGUAGCCCGCCCGGUGAAGCUCGCUGCUUUCCCUACCUCCUUAAGUGACUGCCAAACACCCACCGGCUGGAAUUGCUCUGGUUAUGAUGACAGAGAAAAUGAUCUCUUCCUCUGUGACACCAACACCUGUAAAUUUGAUGGGGAAUGUUUAAGAAUUGGAGACACUGUGACUUGCGUCUGUCAGUUCAAGUGCAACAAUGACUAUGUGCCUGUGUGUGGCUCCAAUGGGGAGAGCUACCAGAAUGAGUGUUACCUGCGACAGGCUGCAUGCAAACAGCAGAGUGAGAUACUUGUGGUGUCAGAAGGAUCAUGUGCCACAGAUGCAGGAUCAGGAUCUGGAGAUGGAGUCCAUGAAGGCUCUGGAGAAACUAGUCAAAAGGAGACAUCCACCUGUGAUAUUUGCCAGUUUGGUGCAGAAUGUGAUGAAGAUGCCGAGGACGUCUGGUGUGUGUGUAAUAUUGACUGUUCUCAAACCAACUUCAAUCCCCUCUGUGCUUCUGAUGGGAAAUCUUAUGAUAAUGCAUGUCAAAUCAAAGAAGCAUCGUGUCAGAAACAAGAGAAAAUUGAAGUCAUGUCUUUGGGUCGAUGUCAAGAUAACACAACUACAACUACUAAGUCUGAAGAUGGGCAUUAUGCAAGAACAGAUUAUGCAGAGAAUGCUAACAAAUUAGAAGAAAGUGCCAGAGAACACCACAUACCUUGUCCGGAACAUUACAAUGGCUUCUGCAUGCAUGGGAAGUGUGAGCAUUCUAUCAAUAUGCAGGAGCCGUCUUGCAGGUGUGAUGCUGGUUAUACUGGACAACACUGUGAAAAAAAGGACUACAGUGUUCUAUACGUUGUUCCCGGUCCUGUACGAUUUCAGUAUGUCUUAAUCGCAGCUGUGAUUGGAACGAUUCAGAUUGCUGUCAUCUGUGUGGUGGUCCUCUGCAUCACAAGGAAAUGCCCCAGAAGCAACAGAAUUCACAGACAGAAGCAAAAUACAGGGCACUACAGUUCAGACAACACAACAAGAGCGUCCACGAGGUUAAUCUAAAGGGAGCAUGUUUCACAGUGGCUGGACUACCGAGAGCUUGGACUACACAAUACAGUAUUAUAGACAAAAGAAUAAGACAAGAGAUCUACACAUGUUGCCUUGCAUUUGUGGUAAUCUACACCAAUGAAAACAUGUACUACAGCUAUAUUUGAUUAUGUAUGGAUAUAUUUGAAAUAGUAUACAUUGUCUUGAUGUUUUUUCUGUAAUGUAAAUAAACUAUUUAUAUCACACAAUAUAGUUUUUUCUUUCCCAUGUAUUUGUUAUAUAUAAUAAAUACUCAGUGAUGAGAAAAAAUUGGCAUUCUUAAAUUUGCGGUAUCUCAUAACUGUAAAUAUAAUCAGACUAGUACAAUCUGUACAGCUACCAAUAUUUCAUGUUUCUUCUCAUCUUGAGACAGCACAUUAGUUUGUACAGGACUCAGUGGCUAGGUUUUGAGUGAUUCCAAGAUCAAGGGAAAUGAUGGUUAUUGGAAAAGAGAAAAAAAUAAUUUACUUUUUAUCAAGUGAGGAUAAAAUAUUUCAGAUCUUUGAAUCAUCUCUAUUUCAUCAACUUUCUUCCCUGGCCUUCCAUUUUCAUCCCUAGAGCAGAAAGAUCUCUGGCAUAUAAACUAAAUAAAAGAAGAAGGGGAGGGAAAGUGUUUAUAACUCAUAAAGGAGAGGGAAAGAAGAUAUUGGUUUUUAUUGGGGAAGUAGCUUAGAAUCCCCCAGUUAAGUGCAUGUAUCUGAAGGAUACUGAACAAGUUACAUACUAGGUAUACACAGAGUGGCAAAAUACAUUCCAUUUAGGUGGGUGGAAUUACCAGGGGAAAAACGUAAUAAUACCAUUAAAUGUGAAACACCAAAGUCGUGAUUUCUCAAGAGCACCAUACUAUAUUUAUAGUAUAUGGUUCUUUGAAAAGAAGUUAGAAUCACAACCAAUACCCCAUGAAUAGUUUUAUGGCUAAUGCAGCACCGUAAUUUGUAAGGGAUGAUGACAAUAUUUCAUGAAAACAGAGAUAUGUUUUGAGCAUAUUUAUAUGGUGAGGUAAGAAAGAAAAUCUUAUAGCAUCUGAAAAACCUCAGUGGGAAGUUGGUAUGGAUUUUUGUUUGAUUUGUGCAUACAAAUAGGUAUCACAACUUGGUUUGGAAAAAAUAAGCUGUGAAAAGUCUCAAGGAAUAAGAUGAAAAUAAAUCAAUUAUUAUCAUUUAGCUCUGCAAAGCUUUCCAUGGCUAACACAGUAAAUUUAAAUAAAGCUCUCUUUGUCUCCUUCAAA